AUGUCCUUCGCGGAGAUGCGGAAGAAGUUCCCGAAGCAGCCGGGGGAGACGAACACCCAGCACCGCCUGCGAGCCUUCAAAGCUCGGGUGCUGGUGGGGGAGUCCGCGGCGCGGGCCAAACUCGGUUUACCGAGGGCGGAGAUCCCCCCGCUGGCCACCGCGCUGCAGUGCUGGUCCGACGAGCUCUCCUUCGGCUUCGGCAAGAGCAUCGUCGCGGUCGACCUGGCGGCGCGGCUGGUGGCAGCAGUACGACGCCACCCAGGCAGCCUUGGCAACUUCGCUCGGUCGUUCAGCAUGCGUGCGGAGACAUUUUGUGGGAGCGGAGGGUCGUCGAACAGGAGGGUUCGGGACGCCCUGCCGCUUCCCCUUCCGUCGACCGAGGAGGUGGACCGCUGGCUGGCCCACAGUGCCUUGCCCAGGGCGCGCAAGUGCCGCCGCCGCGCCGUGGCGCGGGAGGUCAGCGAGCAGGCGUGGCUGCACCUCAGCGCGGUGGCGCUCAACUACGCGUUCUGCGGCCGCGCGCAGGAAGGCUGGCGCCACAGGCCGACCCUGUCGAAGGCGCAGACGCAGGUCUACGUGCACUUGAAGAGCCGUGCGGCGGCCCUGGCGGAGGACCCGCUGGCCAUGGUCGCGGCCCCUGCGAUCGACGAGCUGGCGGGCGGCUGCGGGUCAGCGUACGAGGGCGAGUCGGGCGUGAAGGCCCUCCCCUGCCGGCUCUGCGAGCUGGCCCCUGGCCUGCCCGCGCGGGAGUGCGCUGCCACGCUCGACGCGGUCGACUUCGUGGACGACGAGGUCGGCGCCUGGCUGCGCCGCCCCGAGCUGGCGCUCCUCGACCAGUCCGACUGGCCCGACCCGCUGCCGCGGGCCCGCGUGAACGUGGAGACGGAGGCGGACUGGGAGGAGCUGGCGCUGCACCUCGUGUCGCUCGGCAUCUUCACCACGCUCGCGGAGAGCGAGCUGGUCCGCGUGAGGGGCGAGCCCGUGCUGAACGGCCUGUUCGCGGUGGAGAAGAAGGGCACUCCAGCGCCUGGCGCCACGCGGGUCACCAGGCCCAUCCUCAACAUGGUGCCAGGCAACUCGCUCCUGAAGGCCCACGUGGGCGAGGCGGCGCUGCUUGCGGCCUCGACGUCGUGGACGUCGGUCGUGAUCCCCGAGGGGGAGCUGCUGCUGUGGUCGGGCGACGACCAGAAGGGGGCCUUCUUCGCGUGGCGGGCCCCGCCCGCGUGGCACCCCUACAUGGCCGUGGGGCGGCCGCUCGCGGGCAAGCUGUUUGGCCGCUCGGAGCCCGUCGUCUAUGUGACCUCGGCUGUCAUCGCCAUGGGCUGGUCGCUCGCGGUGCCCGUUUUCCAGCACAUCCACCGACGGCUGUGCCGCCUGGCGCCGCCCCUCGGGGCGGGGCUUCCCCCGGAUGGGGAGUGGCGCAAGGAUUGCGCGCGGCCCCUGGUCGAGGCAGGCAGCGGCCAGGACGCUGGCUGGUGGCAGGUCUACAUCGACGACUUCGAUGCGCCGGAGAUCGUCGAGGAGGUUUUGGCCCGCAAGCUCGUGGGGACCCCGAGCGACCUCCAGCUGCAGGUCCGCGCCAGCUACGAGAGGGCGAGCGUCUCCUUCUCGGCCGAGAAGGCGCACUGCAGGCAGCUGAGGGUCGAGCGCAUGGGCGCGGACGUCGACGGCGUCAGCGGGCGCCUCGCGGUCCCCGCCUCCAAGGCGCUGGCCACUGCGGGCCUCUGCUUGGCCGCGGUGCAGCGGCGCCUGGUCCCGUGGCGCGUUGCCAUGGCGGCCCUCGGCAAGCUCGUGAGGGCCUUCGAGUUCAGGCGGCCGCUCUUCGGGGUCCUGAACUCCGUCUGGACGCUGGCUGCGUCCUCAGCGCAGGGGGCUGUCCUGGACGCGGAGAUGGUGGAGGAGCUCCUCAUGGGCGUGAUGGUCCUGCCGCUGGCCGCCUCCUCGCUGCGGGCGCGCAUCGACGGCGUGGUCACGUCCUCGGACGCGUCGGAGAUGGGCGGCGGCGUGUGCGCGUCAGCCGGCCUGCGCGAGGAUGUCGCCGCCGCCGUGCAGGUGCCGAGGACGGUCCCCGACCAGCUGGGGAUGGGGGCCAGGCUCCUCAACAUGCCCGAGGACCCCGCCCGACCGUGGGCGGCAGCCAACCCACGCGUCCCCGCCAGGGCAGUCCGCAGGGUGUUGUCGGUGCUGCUCAUCGGCCUGUUCGACGGCAUCGGAGGCCUCGCCGUCGCCUUCUCGAGGCUGCCCGUCCGCAUCGCAGCCUGCGUCGCGGCCGAGACGGACGCCAAGGCGAGGCGCGUUGUCAGGCUCCGCUGGCCAGGUGUCAUCGACUGGGGCGACGUCACCCGCGUGGGCAGCGAGACGGUGCGGGACCUGUUCGAGGCGUUCGGCGGCCUCGUCGACCUGGUGGUGGUCGCUGCGGGCAGCCCCUGCCAGGACCUGUCACGCCUCAACGUCGGCGGGCGCGGCCUCAGCGGCAGGAAGUCAUCGCUGUUCCACGAGGUGCCGCGUAUCCUGGCUGUCCUCGCCGCCGUCUUCAGGGACAGGCUCGUUUGGUUCGUGGAGAACGUGGCCAGCAUGUCCGACGUCAACGUGGAGCUGAUCUCGGAGGCGCUGCGGGUGAGGCCGACGCUGGUGUGCUCGUCGGUGUUCGUGCCGUGCCGCAGGCCGCGCCUGUUCUGGACGAGCUGGGGCGUCACCGCAUCGGCGCCUCUUCGGCUGGCCGACCGCGGGGUCUACGACGAGCUCGUGGGCCCUGGCGUCCCGCUCAUGGACCUCGCGUGGGAGGACGAGGGCUGCUCUUGGUCAGGGAGACCGAGGUGCUUCCCCACGCUCGUCUGCUGCAGGCCCCAGCCCUCCUUCCCCUCAGCCCCGCGUGGCUUCGCGGCUGCAUCGGAGGCGGCCCGUCAAAGGUGGGCUGCGGACGGGCACAGGUAUCAUGUGGCCUUGUACGAGGACAAAAACAUGAUCUGCACCUCCUCGUUCCCUUUCCUGCGCCUCCCCACCAGCGAGGAGAGGGAGCGGCUCCUUGGCUUCGAUGUGGGGCACACCUCCCUAGCCACCAAGGGCUCGAACCCUCGGGGCGCCUCCGACGCCGGGGCCUUCCUCCUCGGCAACAGCUUCAGUAUUCACGUCGUGGCAUGGUUGUGCCAGCAGCUCCUGCACCGCCGCGGCGCGCUGAACAGGGAUCUGUCGAUAGAAGAGGUGCCCCCCGUCCGCGAGUGCCGAGCGACGUGGGACCAGGCGGGGGCCUUCGUCGCGGAGCCAGGGGAGCCGGACACCGCGGAGGCGAGGCAGCUGGUCCUGCACUACCUCAGCCGCGCGGAGAAGGGCGGGUCGGACGUCAGGAUGGACUACGGCGUCCCCUACCGCCCGCGGGGUUGGCCGAGGACGAGCCUGGACCCGUUCGUGUGGAAGUGGCGCGUGGUGGUCAGCAUGGCGUGGCCCGGCCGGAGCUCCGCCCACAUAAACGUGAGAGAGUUGCAGGCGGCCACGUCGGCGAUCAGGUGGCGCGCCCGCAAGGUCGCGCAGCACGGGGGCAGGAUCUUGCACCUCGUCGACAGCCAGGUGGUCGCGGCCAUCGUGACGAAGGGCCGCAGCAGCAGCAGGAAGCUCCAGCCCAUCCUGAAGCGCUGGAUGGCCGUCGUCGUGGCGGCCGACAUGUACCCACUGACCGGCUACGUGGUCUCGGAGGACAACCCUGCGGACGAGCCGGUGUCGGCGGAGACGCGGCGGCGCUACGGGCGGGCCCUGCGGGCCCUGCUGGCCCACUUCGGAGCCGAGCAGGCGGGGGCGGACGCCUUGCGCGGCGACCCCGAGGACGCCGACGCCCUCGUCGCGGAGUACCUCGAGGGCCUGUGGGCCUCUGGCGCGGGCAUCGCGGCCGCCAACAACACGCUGGCAGGGGUGUGCUUCGCGGCGCCUCGUCUGAGGCGACGCCUUGACCUGAGCUGGACUCUCCUCAAGGCAUGGAGGCAUCGUGAGCCAGCGUCCAGGGUGCUGCCGCUCACGACCGAGGCCGUCGCGGCCAUGGCGGGGUUCGCGUGCGCUGCAGGCGCUUUCGACGUGGCCGCCCUCCUUCUCGUCGGCUUCGAGGGCAUGCUCCGAGGCGCGGAGGUGUUUGCCCUGACGGUGGGCGACAUCGUCGACCGCGGCGAGCUGUUCGUGGUCCGGAUCAGCUCGUCCAAGACCACGGCUGGCAAGGACUGCGCGGAGGCAGUCGUCAUCCGCAGCAGGAUGGCCGCGGCGUUCCUGCGGAUUGCAGUCCGCGGCCUUGGUGCAGGCGCGCGGCUCUCAUGGAGGACGCCGUCCCAGCUGCGUGGUGCCCUCCGCGCCUUGGCGAGGGGCCUGGGCCUGGCGGGGCCCAUCACGUGGCACAGCCUGCGGCGUGGCGGGGCGAGCGCCUUCUUCGUCAGGAGCGGCUCCAUGGAGGCGACCCUCGUGGCGGGUCGGUGGGCCUCCUCCGCCACCGCGCGCCUGUACAUCGAGGGCGCGGUGGCCGACUCAGUGCGCGCCCAGCCCGGGAGCGAGGCAGCCCGCGCCGUUGCGCGAGGACUGCGGCUCCUGCAGCUGGCCACUUAA
Messenger RNA from Prorocentrum cordatum, 4578 nucleotides. NCBI's taxonomy places the organism in Eukaryota, Dinophyceae, Prorocentrales, Prorocentraceae. The record is from the annotation of a GenBank genome assembly.